GCCGCUCGCUUCAGUCCUUCGACAAAUGCCGCGCUGUUUGCUUCGUUCAACCAGAGGAAAGUUUUACAUUUAACUUGACCCAAACGUCGUUCGUCAAGUGGCAGUGCCGUGGAGUGACGCGAAAAUUGCGGAAAAUAGAAACCAUAAUUGUAAUAAGGUGUUUAGCUUUUACGCUCCUUUUCAAGUUCAAGUGACUUUUCCUUUUUUUGGUGUCGGCAUGCGUGAGAAGGCCAACCAUUUGCAUAAAUACAUAUUCCACCGAUACUGACUGGUGAAAUUUGGGAGCAUAAUAAAAAUAUAUACGAAAAAUAACAAAAAGUCUUUGAGUUAAAGUUAAACGGUAUUCCUGAAACAAUGGCAACAGCACAAAACAUUUUGUGGUUAAUACUACUUUGGGCCAUUGCGGUUAACGAGCAAGUGUUGGCCUCCAGUGUGGUUUUGAGCGAUGUGAACAACAUGUUGCGCGAUGCCAAAGCUGCAUCAUCUAAGGCGACCGCAAAAAACCCAACAAAUUUCGGCGUUCAAGAAGAAUCGUCAUCAUCAUCAUCAGCAUCGUCAGCGUCUGCUUCUACAUCUAGUGUGGAGCUUUUACGUUUUGUCGACGAUAACACCUCGGAGGAUGUUAACUCAUUGGAAAUACUGUCAAAUGGUCAAACGCUGUCUCUGAACCAACAAAAUGGCGUCGCUGCUGCUGCUGCCGGUGACCAACAGCACUUGACUUUAACCGAUCAAGUCCGUGUGUUGACCAAACAAUUGAACGCUUUGAUGACGCGUCGCCGCGAGGAUUACGAAAUGCUGGAGCACAAUUUACGUAAAUCCCUCAGACUAACCGCAGAUGCGGCCAAUGUGGAUGCAGAUGUGCGCAGCGAACUGGAGCAAUUGAGACAUGAAGUGGCCACAUUGCGUGCCUCUCAGAGUGGCAAUAAGGAACGUCUAACUGUGGAAUGGUUGCAGCAGUCGAUAUCGGAAAUACGCAAACAGUUGGCCGAAUUGCAGCGUUCGGCCGGUAAUAUGGCCAAAGAUGUACAGACACGCAGCGCGGGCUAUGAGGAUUUGGCCACCAUUCGGCAUGACUACGAGCAAUUGCAAUUGGAAUUGACUGCCCAAAGGGAGAGGCAACAGCAGACCGAGGUCUAUGUGCAAGAAUUGAGGGAGGAGAUAAUGCAACAGGAGCAGGACUUUCGCCAUCAACUCAACAAGCAAACGCCGUCCCAAACGAGAGAUUCAGCGAGCAUUGAGGAGACUAGCCAAGAGCUCUCUGCCGAUCAUAAGCGCCGCCAUUGCCGCUUCCAAAGCGAACAGAUACACGCCCUGCAGGUUUCCCACCGGGGAUUGCGUCGCCAGUUGAACGAACUUAAAUAUCAUCGCAUCGAUGAGCGGGUGCGAAGCCUGGAACUUGAACAGCAUCGGAUUGCCAAUGCCAAUUUCAACCUGAGUCGUCAAAUUGCCACACUCGAUAAGCUGCAUACAUCCAUGCUGGAGCUGCUCGAAGACGUUGAGGGAUUGCAGACGAAAAUGGACAAGAAUUUUCCGGAGUUCCGUCACGAGAUAUCUAAAUUGGAGUUUGCCAAUGCUCAAAUCAGUUCCGAGCAGAAUCUAGUCCGGGAGGAGAACAAAAACGAGGCCCGUUCGCUGCAAGCGAUGGCCGUGAGUGUCAGCGCCUUGCAGGACGAGAGGGAGGGAGUCAAGAAGCUGGUCUCCAAUGUGGCUCAACUCCAGACAAAUGUCGACCGCUUGCAAUCGAUGGUGGGCGAGGCUCUGGAAAUGCAGAAUAAAAAUAAGAUGUCACAUCUGAACAAGCCACACAAGCAUCCCCAAAUCCCUCAGACCGAACAAGAUUCUGCCCUGGCUGAAACUCUUGUGGCCGAACUGGAAAAUGUCGAGUCUCAAUACGAGGCCAUUAUUCAGAGACUCCCCCAUGACUGCAGUGAAGUAAGCCAAUUGGAUGAUGGUCUCCACUUGAUAGCUCCAGCUGGUCAGCACCAUCCUUUGAUGACCCAUUGCAGCUCGGAUGGCUGGACCACGAUACAACGUCGUUUCGACGGCAGUGCCGACUUCAAUCGCUCCUGGGUCGACUACUCGAAUGGCUUCGGUGUGCCUGGAGGAGAAUUCUGGAUUGGUAAUGAGCAACUGCAUCACCUGACACUGAAUAAUUGCAGCCAGUUGCGUGUUCACAUGCAAGACAUCUACGAUAAUGUGUGGGUGGCUGAGUAUGGCUACUUCUACAUAUCAUCUCGAUCGGACGGCUAUCGUCUGCACAUUGGUGAUUACAGUGGUAAUGCCUCGGAUGCCUUGAACUACCAACAGGGCAUGCAGUUCUCGGCCAUCGAUGAUGAUCGCGACAUCUCACAGACGCACUGUGCUGCCAACUAUGAGGGUGGCUGGUGGUUCUCUCAUUGCCAGCAUGCCAAUCUCAAUGGGCGCUACAAUUUGGGUCUGACUUGGUUCGAUGCUGCUCGCAAUGAGUGGAUAGCGGUCAAGUCAAGUCAAAUGCUGGUCAAGCCACGUCCAGCUGGCGAGUGCCCAGCCACAGCGUUAGCGACAGUAGAUUCCUCGUCCCCAAUAUCCACUCCUAUUCCCACAUCCUCUCCAAGUGCUGUUGCCGCUGCCGCUGCGUAAGUGAACUUAAACUAGAGCCACAGGAAACCACCAAAGCCAUUGGCCUAGUAUAGUUGGCAGUGCUUUGUUAGUUUGUGAGAGAGAAAAACGCCAAAGCGUUGUAAAAAAAAUUUAAAUUAUCAUCAUCAGCAUCCGCAUCACUAUCACCAUAAACAUUUGAAACUUGUAUAUAGCUAAAAGAAAAGAAUAAAAACAAACCAUAUAAUUUCUAAAUGGAGCUUACUGGCCUUAGAGUUCACCUAGGCGUAUGCGUAAUCUAGUUAAAUGUAUACACACACAGACACACACACACACAUACACUCUCACUUUCAUUUACACACAUGAACCCAUAUAUAAAUAUAUACAUAUGUUUUUUGGUCUUUCAAACAAGAUCUCAUAGAGGCUUAAGUUCCAUAACCGAGAAUCGGAGAGAAAGAAAGAGAAAUGUUUUAUUUUUCUCUCUCUCUCUUUUGAGAAACUUGGCAUAUCAGUUCAUGUCUAGUUAUAUAAGUCACAGAAAAAAGUCAGACAAAUAAUACCAUAUAUAUGUAGUAUAUAGAUGCAAAUGUGUAUGUCUAACACUAACUUCAUUAUUAGCAUUUAGCAUAUCAGUCAUAUUUAAGUAUCUAUAGACUAUAGAGUUGAUAAUUGUAAUUGUUGUACGAUAUAUAUAUAUAUAU
Drosophila willistoni is the source of this 3278-nucleotide messenger RNA. RefSeq names its product protein scabrous (gene sca). The coding region runs from base 355 to 2619 and encodes 754 amino acids. The record is from RefSeq and is a predicted model, not a curated record. The transcript is spliced from 4 exons. NCBI's taxonomy places the organism in Eukaryota, Metazoa, Arthropoda, Insecta, Diptera, Drosophilidae.